UUUUGAAUCUGAUGGAAAUAUAGGGUAGCAUUCUCGUAGAGAGGUUUGCAACUGUUCUUGUAAAUUGGUGCUGGAGCUGCCAUAAUAACUGAAAGUCCACCUGUGUCUGAUUCUCCAGAACUUAGGUUAUCAUUGUACCGGAAUAAGGAAUAUCAAAGAUUAAAUCGAGAGCCCUCUAAGAUGCACCUCCUCCCCUCUUUUCACUUUAAGUUUGGUAAGUGCAUUAACCUGUCUCAUCAAUGCCUAUUGCCUUAUUAAACAUCAUCUGCGUCACUCUCACGUACGUAGAGCUCUCUGCAGAAUUCCUCAUCAGUCUGUCGCUGGCAAAGGCGACGGGCGCUGCGGUUGUACUUGAAACGUGUGUGGGCUUUUUUUCGCAUGAUAAACACGAACGAUGAAAAGAGUCACUUUUUUUGUCCCCUCGGUUUGCGGGUGAAGAGAGCCUAACUCACUGCGUGCUCCGCGGCAUCCGCUUGUUUCUCUGGACCUCUUCUCCGCCAGUUGCCUAUGUUGUUUCCGGGCCCGAAAGGAGCAGUUUACGAGGGAACAGUAAGAAGUGCGCCGUUUUUUUAAACUUCCGAGAGGGAAAGCGAUUGCGCCGAUUGAUUUGGAAUGGGACGUGACUUGCUUCAUUGUGCUUAAGCUGUACAUAGUUACGGGAGAUACACCAGCGAUUGCUGGUGCUAUUUGCAAAUCUUGAAACAGACCGAGUAUUGAAGCAAAAUCUUCGCCACUCCCUUCUCCCAUUCUGUUUCGAGAUACUUACACAGCAUAAACUGUCUAUUCCUUCAUGGAAAUGCCGGCUGUUCGUGACCAGAAGAUCUAAACAAGGAUAUGUUGUAGUCCUGUGUCUGUGGACAAGGCAAUUUGGAAAAAAAGAGACAGGAUAUAGACCCGAGGCUCAACUGGAUUUGAUUCCUCUGUGGAAGAACCACAACAAAUGGCUGCCCUUCCUGUGUCGUCGGGGUGGAAAAGUGAAUCGCUAAUAGGAGGAGUCCUGAUGAAUAGAGUGGAGUGGAAGAUAUCGCCCCAGCCCGUGUUGUGAAAUCAGUGGAAAAUACCACUCGCCAUGCAGAGAGCCUUUUGAGUGUUUUGGCAGCCACGUGUCGGGCAGACCAUUUAUUUUGCCUUUGAUCUUGCUUUUUUCCCCCCUUACCCUGUUUCCCUCACUGGCCCUGCAAUUGGAUACAUAUCGCACUGCUGCCAGGUGCCGGCCGCUUCCGCGUUGAGCUGAGCCACAGUCCUCACCGUCUGGUGCUGGUCUGGCACAGGUGGUGCCUGUGGUGGAGGGGAGGCAUGUUGCCACAGCGACCCUGCCGACUACGGAGCGCGUGUAGGGCCAUGAGGCCUCGGAUGGGAUUUGGGAGGGGCUCGGCGCCAGCCCUGCUGCUGUGGGUUUUGAGCUUUACUUUGCAGGCCCUUCUGGUGGCCGCGCAGAAACUGGACGAGACGGACCCGGUGGUGACCACCGUCCAAGGGAGGCUGCGGGGCUUCAAGAAAGAGCUCAACAACGAGAUCCUCGGCCCCGUCAUCCAAUUUUUAGGCGUGCCCUACGCCGCUCCUCCCACGGGCGAGAGGCGCUUCCAGCCGCCUGAGCCCCCUCUCCCGUGGUCCGACAUCCGGAAUGCCACCCAGUUUGGCCCUGUGUGUCCCCAGAACAUUCUGGAGGGCAGGCUCCCUGAUGUCAUGCUCCCUGUGUGGUUUACCAACAGCAUAGAGGUGGUCUCCUCCUACGUUCAGGAUCAGAGCGAAGACUGCUUGUUCAUGAACAUUUACGUGCCCACGGAGGAUGUAAAAAGAAUAUCCAAGGAAUGUGCCAGAAAACCCGGCAAGAAAAUAUGUAGAAAAGGAGGUCCCCUUACAAAGAAACAGAGUGAUGAUUUAGGUGAUAAUGACGGUGCAGAGGACGAAGACAUUCGUGAAAGUGGCAGCCCCAAGCCUGUGAUGGUUUUCAUCCACGGAGGCUCAUAUAUGGAGGGCACAGGGAAUAUGUUUGACGGGAGCAUCUUGGCAAGCUAUGGCAAUGUCAUCGUCAUAACUGUGAACUACCGGCUUGGAGUGCUAGGGUUUUUGAGCACAGGAGAUCAAGCGGCAAAGGGGAAUUAUGGCCUUUUGGAUCAGAUCCAGUCCCUGCGCUGGAUCAGUGAAAACAUUGCUUUUUUUGGGGGUGACCCUUUACGCAUUACUGUAUUUGGAUCAGGGGCUGGCGCCUCAUGCGUCAACCUCCUGACUCUAUCCCAUUACUCUGAAGGUAACCGUUGGAGCAAUUCAACCAAAGGACUUUUUCAGAGAGCUAUAGCACAGAGUGGUUCAGCACUGUCCAGCUGGGCCGUAAGCUUCCAGCCUGCUAAAUAUGCCCGUAUGCUGGCCAAGAAGGUGGGCUGCAACCUGAAGGACACUGUGGACCUGGUAGAGUGCUUGCAGAGGAAGCACUACAAAGAGCUAGUGGACCAGGACAUUCAGCCGGCUCGGUACCACAUAGCAUUUGGACCCGUUAUCGAUGGGGAUGUCAUUCCAGACGAUCCACAGAUCCUUAUGGAGCAGGGGGAGUUCCUCAACUACGACAUCAUGCUGGGAGUCAACCAAGGUGAAGGUCUGAAGUUUGUGGAGCUCAUCGUGGACAACGAGAAUGGCGUGCAGGCAAACGACUUUGACUAUGCCGUGUCUAGUUUCGUCGAUGAUCUCUAUGGCUAUCCGGAGGGUAAGGACAUCCUGCGAGAGACGAUUAAGUUCAUGUACACGGACUGGGCAGACAGACACAACCCGGAAACGCGGAGAAAGACCUUACUAGCGUUGUUCACCGACCACCAGUGGGUGGCCCCGGCUGUGGCCACGGCAGACCUCCACUCCAGUUUCGGGUCUCCCACCUACUUCUACGCCUUCUACCAUCACUGCCAGACGGAGCAGGUGCCCCCCUGGGCAGACGCGGCCCAUGGCGAUGAGAUCCCGUAUGUGUUCGGUCUGCCCAUGAUCGGGCCAACUGAGCUCUUCCCGUGCAACUUCUCCAAGAAUGAUGUCAUGCUGAGCGCUGUGGUAAUGACAUAUUGGACAAACUUUGCCAAGACCGGAGACCCCAACCAGCCCGUUCCCCAAGACACCAAGUUCAUCCACACCAAACCCAACCGCUUUGAGGAAGUGGCCUGGUCACGGUACAACCAGAAGGAUCAGCUGUACCUCCACAUUGGCCUGAAGCCCCGUGUCAAGGAGCACUACCGCGCCAACAAGGUCAACCUGUGGCUGGAGCUGGUUCCCCACCUGCACAGUCUGAACGAGGUCACGCAGAUUAUCUCCACGACCACCAAGGUCCCGCCGCCGGAGGUCACUCCGCGAUUGCCAAAGAAGAUCCCCGUCAACACCAAGCGGCCGAACCCAACGCCCUUCCCCACCGAAAGCCAGGACAGCCAGCCCUUCCAGGUGGACGCGCGCGACUACUCCACGGAGCUGAGCGUCACCAUCGCGGUCGGAGCGUCGCUGCUCUUCCUCAACAUCCUGGCGUUCGCCGCGCUCUACUACAAGAAGGACAAGCGGCGGCACGACGUGCACCGGCGCUGCAGCCCGCAGCGCAACACGGCCAACGACCUGGCGCACACGCAGGAGGAGGAGAUCAUGUCGCUGCAGAUGAAGCACACAGACUUGGAUCACGAGUGCGACGCCAUGCACCCGCACGAGGUGGUUCUGAGAACUGCCUGCCCGCCCGACUACACGCUAGCCAUGCGACGGUCGCCCGACGACAUACCGCUCAUGACCCCAAACACCAUCACCAUGAUCCCUAACACCAUGCCGGGGCUCACUGCCCUUCACUCCUUCAAUACCUUCUCAAGCGGACAGAACAACACGCUGCCUCAUCCCCAUCCACACUCACACUCCACAACCAGGGUAUAGCCUGUGGGACACAGCAAGCUAAACACACACACACUCACACACACACACACUCACACACACACACACGACAGGCAACACACCGAGUGAAGAAAGUGCGCUGUGGAAUAUUUCCACUCCUGUGAAUAUGACUCAUAGGAAUUAUAGGGAGUUUUCUGGGGCAGAGAGUACCAUUUUAUAUUAAAAGGAGAGAAACUUUAAAGAGAAAUGUCGUAAAAUAUUUCAGUUAAAAAAUGGAAAACAAAUAAAGAUAUUCAUAAUUUUUUUUUUUUUUUUUGAAAGUACCCAGUAUUGUGACUAUGCCAGACUCCUUUUCUGGCGAGAGAUGCUAUCCUCGGAUUACAAUUCAGCAAUCCAAGGAAGAGGACAGAAGGAAGUGUGGGAGGCCCUUUGGAAAUGAAAGAAAACAUUGUUUUCCUGAGGCAUCGCACUCUAGAUUACACUCUCAAGAGAAGAGAGGAGAUGCUGCUUACCCAAUUCAGGCACGUGUGACCCUACAGGAAACAGAAAGGGGCGUUGUAAGAUAUGGAAUAAGGACAAUACAGGUGGGAAAAAGGGAAAGAGCUCUUCAGGAAUAUGCACAAUGGAGACAUUCAUGGCAAUGUCUUGGAUACUUUUCAUCAAUUUAUUUUUGGGGAACAGAUUUAUUGUAUAGAACCUAUUUACAUAUCUAGAUAUGUACACAAAGCACCAAUGCUGUUUAAGCCCUCCUAGGGCAGCGAUAUUCAAAAAUCUGCCAGCGGAACUUACGAGGGGAAGUCAUAUUCUUUCUGGCAGAUGCAGCUUCAUCACACAAGUGCUGUCUAUACCAAGAACUGGCAGACAAAAGGGAACCUGGAUAUUUUUAGCACGAUGCGCAUGACAAUUUAUCUGCUUGGUGGCUGUUCUGCUGAUUAAGUCAUAAUUAAAAAAAUAAUAAUUUUCAUUCCCAUUGGAUUUGUUUUGAAGAAAUACUGUUCUAAUUGGCUCACAAACCCACAGAAUUCUGACACAGGAAAUCAACUGGGGUCAGGAUUGUUUAGGGGCGGGAACUGGGAGGGGGGACUUGCUAAAUAGAGUGCAUACACCAUAGCUUGAGUGAACAUGGUUAUAAGGACUAGUUUUGUACAUUGUGUGUUGGUAAAACUUUUUAAUGGUGGUGAAUCACUUGCUGUUUGAGCUCCCAAAGGAUGGGAUUUUCAUUGUACUCUUUUUGUUCCACACAUUGUUCUUUAAAAACAUAUCAUUAUUUCAUUUUUCAUCUCUUGCUAAUAGUCAAAAACCACUUUACCUUAGAUAAGUAAUUACCUGCACUUUUGUUUUUUUUUUUUUGUUUUUUUUUACUGUUAUUGAUAUUUCUGUUUAGCAAACCAUGGAUGCCCAGGACCAUAAAAGAAUGAGUGUUUGGCAGGGAAUGGUAUAUGUUCUGUUCUUGUGAGUUUGAUUUGCUGUAUGGAUUUAUUUUUGUUACUUUUCCUUGUUAUUCCUUCACAGAGUACAUUCCAUAGUGACAUUUCAAGUUGAAUGCUCAUCAAUGUGUAAUUGAAGUGAGGCUGGGGCUCUGUGGCCGCUGUGAAUUAGGUGGUCCUCUCCUCAUCUCAUCGCAUCGUGCCUGAAACAGAGCAGGUGAAGAGGCUGGGGGCCCCGGAGCCUCCCCAUGCUUGUAGCCUUCUCCUAAUGAUCAGUGCGGCAGAUCUGUAGCCUUUGCUUCAAUGCUAAAGUUAAGAUGUGGAAAAACACACUUCAAAGGAUGGCCUCUUCUCAAAGUAAAUGCCAUUUGCCACUGUUUGUUCAGAGUUUUUUUUUUUGCUUUUGUCCAGAUGACCCCAUAGAUGUACUGUGUGUGAGAUUUCACAUUGGGCCUCAGUGUGGUCUGUCAUGUCAUUUACGCCCAAAGGCAUGUUGCUCCGCAAACCCACAACUAACUACUGAUGAAUUUGACCGUUAGCUCCACUCAGUAGCUCCCAGAAGCCAGUAUAGGAUAUUUCUGUCAGCUUCAGUUGCAUGGAAAUCAGAAGAAUUUAGACCAGACGGCAUCUACUGUUCCAUUAUAUUGGCUCUACAAAUACUUUUUUAUUUCCAUAAUGCUCUUAGUUGUUUGAACUCUACCUGGUAAAAUUACAGAUUAUCAUCACAGAGAGAUCCUUGUUAUGUCUUAUUUGUGCAGUCAUUUUCCUCACAGAAAGUGCUUACUUUACAGUGUAUACGGAAGGCUUUCAAACCCUUUCAAAUUUUCCACAUUUUGUUACACUUAAGAGUCAUGUUUUGCUCAUUAAUCUACACACAAUACUACACAAGCACAAAGCAAAAACUGUUUUUUGGAGUGUUUUGUAAAUGUAUUAAAAAACAAAAAGACUGAACUAUCCCAUUCAUAUUAGAAUUCAGACCCUUUAAUUAAUACUUGGUUAAAGCAUUUUUGGCAGCAAUGAAAGCCUCAAGACUUCUUGGGAAUAAUCCUACAAGCUUGGCACACCUGUCUUUUUGAAGUUUCUCCCAUUCUUCUUGGCAGAAUCAUUCAAGCUCAACCAAGUUGGAUUGGGAGUGUCAUUUUCAGGUCUCUCCAGAGAUGCUUCAUUGGGUUCAGGUCCGGACGCUGGCUGGGCCACUCCAGGACUUUCACAGUUCUACCAAAGUCACUCAUGUGUUUCCUUGGCAGUAUGCUUUGGGUCGUUGUCUUGUUGAAAUGUCAGCCUUCACUAUUCAGCCUGAGAUCCUGAGCCCUCUAGAAAAGGUUUCCACUCAGGAUUGCUCUAGACUUUUCUGCAUCCAUCUUUCCCUCUAUCCUCACUAGUCUCCCAGUCCCUGUCGCAGAAAAGCCUCCGCACAGCAUGAUGCUGCCACCGCUGUGUUCGACAGUAGGGACGGUACUAAUGAGGUGACGCUCGGUGCCUGGUUUCCUCCACACACGCUGUUGGGAAUUGUGGCCAGAGUGUUCCAUCUUCGUUUUAUCAGACCAGAGGAUUUAGCUUCUCAUGGUCUGAAAGUCGUUCAGGUGCUUUUUGGCAAACUCCCAGCGGGAUGUCGUGCCUUUUAAUGAGGAAUGGCUUCUGUCCAGGCCACUCUACCACAAAAAGCCUGAUUGGUAGAGUGUUUCGCACUGAUGGUUGUCACUCUGUAAGGUUCUCCCAUCUCCAUAAAGGAACUCUGGAUCUUAUUCUAAGCGACCAUUUUGUUCUGAGUUACCCAUCUGACCAAUGCCCUUAGUCCCCAGUUACUCAGCUUGACUGGAUGGUCAGAUCUAUGAAGAUGUUUGGUUCUCUUCCAUUCGAGAAUGAUGGAGGCUACAACAGUGCUCCUGGGCACUUUCAGUGCUUCAGAAAUGUCUGUCUCGUAGGUCUGUGGACAAUUCUUGCAACCUUGUGGCUUGGUUUCCACUCUGGCAUACCCGAUCUACUGUGAGGACUUAUAGAGGCAGGUGCCUUCUCUAAUUAUGUCCAAUGAAGUUAAUUAGGCCCAUGUGGACUCCAGUAAAGUUCUAGAAGCAUUUCAUGAACCAUUGCUAGAAGUAGGAUACACCAGAGCUCAAUGGCAUAACAGAGGGUCUGAAUACUUGUGAAAUUGGGAUAAUUCAGUCUUUUAUUUUGAAUUAACAAAAUACAACAAAAACAUGAUUUUGCUUUGUUGUCGUGGAGUAUUGAGUGUACAUUAAUGAGGGAACAAAUUAAUUAUCUCCAUAUUAAGAUGAGUGAAACAUAACAAAAUGUGGAAAACUUUCCGUAUGGACUGUCAAUUUUUUUCAUGAAAUCAUCAGUCAAAUCCCCAUCCCCAUAUGUGGCAUCUACCCUCAAUGUUGUCAGUGUACUGGAAGUACGCAAGUCUAAUGACAGUAUAUUGAUCAAGGUGGCAACACAGUUCAGUGCCAACAUUAAAUGAAAUAUGAUGUAACCGGAAAAACAAAUCCCCAAUCAAGUAGCUCAUUUGUGGCUCUGCGGUUAAAAGAUGGGCGGGAGGCGGAGGAACCGAGGACAGAAGGGAAGAAUUAUGCAGCUUCUCCUGCAGCACCAGGUGACCUGUGACAUCCUGCAGGUCCCAAACAAGAUGUUCCUGAGCUGAACAAGCCCUCCUCUGAUCCCCUACCCCUCCGCUCCGCUCCGUCACAUCGCAGGAGGAUUCUAAACAGUCCAAGAUGAGUGCAGCUGCACUCUCAGCCUGCCUGCGUCCUAAAAUUACUCUUUCAUACUUAGAGCUUAGCCCCCCAACACACACACACAAACACACACUGCCCCUGUCUCUCUGUAACACAUACUCCCCCACACACACAGACACACGAAAAAAACCACGCGGUCUCAUUGCGGCCUCCAAAACCUAAUCAGUGCAGAUAUGAAUAUGCAGAGUCCCUGUUCUAUGGUCCCCUCAGUCUAAACGAGACUCGCUUUGAACCAUGUUAAAAUUUAAUGAGCCAUUCACAGAGAUGGGUGGUGGCGGUUGCUGAGGAUUCAUCUAUCCAUUUGCAUGUAAGGCUGAGGUGAUGGUUGGGCCAAGCUGCGACUUGAGCAACUCCGAGCCUCAUCCCUCCCUGACAGGCAGGUACGGUAGGGAUAAGAUAUUGAAUGAAUGAAUGAAUGUAAUGCAACGAGUGCCAUUUUUCUAAGACACCAAACAGCCAUCUCUCUGUUUGUUUUCUACUCUUAUGACCUUCAUAUGCUAAUCGUUCUGUCUAAAAAAAAAAAUGUUGUGUGAAAUGGGCACCGUGUCAGAGGCAGUUGUAAUAUAGAUUAUUUGUCAUUUGUCUUUUUUUCUGGUUAAAUAGUGAUUACUCUUCUGGAGCACAAUAAAUGAUUUUAUUAAGCUGAAA
Clupea harengus (Atlantic herring) is the source of this 8653-nucleotide messenger RNA. It is a transcript of the gene nlgn1, whose product is annotated as neuroligin 1. NCBI's taxonomy places the organism in Eukaryota, Metazoa, Chordata, Actinopteri, Clupeiformes, Clupeidae. Gene Ontology annotation, cellular component: membrane. The record is from RefSeq and is a predicted model, not a curated record. Gene Ontology annotation, molecular function: neurexin family protein binding.